AUGACCUGCCUCGGUUCCUGCACGGGAAAGCUCGAAAUCGAACCGUAUUGGUACCACAAACAUGGCCUUUUGUUAGUAAGCUCCAGCUGUCUGCCCACAAACCUCUUGUCCAAAGCGAUGGAGCUUACUCGCGUCGCGAUACGACAGAAGCUUCCCAAUCGCAGCCUCGAUCCUGUUGAUGUUUCUGCCAGCCACGUCAUACGCCCUGCGGGUAAACAACUCCGCACUUUACGAGCCGUGCAUGACUGUUUGCGGGGCAAGAUCUGCAACGGCCCCAUUUACUUGGUGGCGGCGGCAGUCAUUCCACUAUUUGCCGGCACAGCUUUGCCCGUCAGCACAGCGGCCAAGGAGAUCAAUCCUGAGAUUGCCGUGCUCAACUAA
Molecule: messenger RNA, 381 nt
Organism: Pyricularia oryzae 70-15
Lineage: Eukaryota; Fungi; Ascomycota; Sordariomycetes; Magnaporthales; Pyriculariaceae
Exons: 5
Coding region: 1-381 (126 amino acids)
Source: RefSeq, a predicted model, not a curated record